Molecule: messenger RNA, 2584 nt
Organism: Porites lobata
Lineage: Eukaryota; Metazoa; Cnidaria; Anthozoa; Scleractinia; Poritidae
Source: the annotation of a GenBank genome assembly
AUGAGAUUUUCUACGAUUAUUCGCCUUUCCCUUGGUCGUGCUGUUAUCUCGAAGAAUACACACCGUUUUCUUAAGUCAUCUGCUGUACUAAACGAGUCAGAAAUGAGUGUGCACCCCAUAGCAGAGAGCGGAUUUACAUCGUCCGAACUUUACGAUCGCGUGAGACCGGGUUAUUCGAAAGAAGCCGUGACCUUUUUACUCCAUAAACUUGGCGUCGUUUAUGGUAAAAAUGCUACAUCGAAUAUGCAACCAACACAUAUCUUGGAGCUCGGAGCAGGGACAGGAAAGUUUACUCGCACCUUGCAAGACGUUCUUCGUGGUAGCAAUGUAGAAAUGAUCACAAGUGAACCUGUCCUUUCCAUGCGUCAGGAGUUUGCCAAGAUUUUCCCAGAGUUAAAGAUCAAAGACUUUUCAGCGGAAAAUAUAGGUAAUGAACGGGAAAUUCAAAAAACGUCUUGCAUAUUAGAUAUGGUAGAAGCGCGGGGGCCCUGGGCCUCAAUACCCCAUGUAAAACUAUAAAUUUUCAAGGCCGGCACUGCCCCCUCCCCGCUUAUCCCAGGGACUGGAUGACCAGUCGCUCACUUACCGUAAAUCCUGUAUUAAGCCCCCCUCUCAAAUUUAAAAUAAUCCUCCGCCCCCCUCCCCUAAUUAUUCUUCACCAAUAAAUGAGAGAUUCUAUUAAUCAAUCAGGACUGUAAAACUUCAUGUGGACUGUUCUGGGAUGGUUUAUUUACCAACUGGAAAUUCGAAUUUGAUUCUGAUCCUCGGCUGUAUGACCUGAAACUUCUUGUACGUGAGCUUUUCCACUUUGUAUUCUAGUUCUUUAUGGAGAACUGAUACCAUCAUCGUUUCUAAAUUAACCCCCCCCCCCCUCUCAAAAUGAACCCCCCAACUGGGCUCGAAAUAAAUAAGUCCCCCAGGGGGCUUAAUAGAGGAUUUAUGGUAAUAAACAAAAUAAUCACAAAGCCACAGUUCCAAUCCUUCCCCUACCCCAAACUCUAUGGGGAGCCAAAAUGCCAAUAUAGCAACCUAUAAUGCCAUGAUUAGAGUUGUACAAAUAUAGAUUUUGUAUGAAAAUGGCUGUAUGAUAGUCCAGAAGUCUUCCUUCGUGGGGGAGGGGGGUACUCUCAUAAAUGGGCUGGAUAGGUAUGUGCCGCUUGGUAGUUUUUGAGGGUAUCUUUUUUCCCCUUGUUAGUAUUGUGUUUCUAGUGUUCUAGUGUAAUCCUUAUAUAGGAUACCGUAAAUCCUCUAUUAAGCCGCCCGGGGGGCUUAUUUUUUUCAAGCACUUUUGAGGGGGGGGCUUAUUUAUUGAUUUAGCGAAACGCAUCACCUGUAGCAAAAAUACCGUGGUAUGAGACAGUAGACUUGUGCAUUGUACAAUUAAAGUCACUGUCAAAAGUAUUUAUUUCACUUGUGGGAGCCUAAAAGUGACAAAAACAAAAUUCUUAUUCUUCAAAAAUGUGCUUUCGGCCUCAUGUUCUUCUGUAAUUUUUAUGAAUAAACCAUAACUGAUCAGUCCAUGUUAAUCGUUAAUUUUUUUGUGAAGAAUUUGGGGGAAGAAUAAAACUGAUACCCGUUCUAGAAAUGGGCCAAUUUUUUAUACUCCGUUCUAGGGUGCAAAGAGUACAACAGUUUGCUUGUUAACGGAACCGGCAAUCUGUCCUUGAAUAAUUUCAAAUGGCUGCUUUCACUGGAGCCUCUAUUAUACCCGAAAAGAAAUGGGGGCUCUAAAUCAGGAGCUUUAAAAUCACGACCCGUUAAAUUACCCGUAUGGGAGUACCCCCCCGGGACUUUCCCCCUCUGAAAAGGGGGGGCUUAAUAGAGGAUUUACAGUACUUAAAUUGUAUCAGCUAAAAUGUGCAGCUACAUGUAAAUGAGAAACAAGUCAUCUGUUACAGUCAAACCAGGUCAAAUGUACCCCCCCCCCCCCCCAAAAAGAAUGCUUCUUCAUGCAGCAGCCCAUGUCCAGUAGGAAGCUUGGUAGAACCCCCCUCCCUUUCUCCCACAAGGCUACAUUGCAAUUCCACUCUCAUUCCCACCAAAAAUAUCAUAUUCAUUGAGGUUAAUGUUUCCUCUUCUUUGCUGUUAUUAUAAUCAUGCAGAUCUUCCAGACUCCAGUGUUGACGCUGUAAUUGCUGCUCAGUGUUUCCACUGGUUUGCAAACAAUGAGUCUUUAUCUCAAAUUCAACGAGUUCUUGUACCAGGAGGCAAGCUGGGUCUUAUUUGGAAUAGUUGGGAUGCCUCCUUCCCUUGGAUUAAAGAGCUGAAUGAAGAAGUUGUCCUUCCUUCUUACUGGGAAACGAACACACCUCAUGAAAUGUCUUAUGAAUGGAAGAAAGUCCUAGAUGCAUCAGGAAAAUUUUUGCCUGUAGAAGGAGAUGAAUCACAGUUUAAAAGCCAGCAAUUUUUCUCUUUUGAGGAGCUUAUAGACCGACUCACAUCAGUCAGCGUUAUACAGGUGAAAAAUUCAAGUGAAAAAGAGUUGAUGAAAAAGAGGGUUGAAUUAAUUUGGAACAAAUACAAUGAGAAGAACAAAUUGGUCUUCCCUCAUGUUGUUAAGAUUUAUUGGGCAGAAAGAAAGUGA